Molecule: messenger RNA, 4893 nt
Organism: Trichosurus vulpecula (common brushtail)
Lineage: Eukaryota; Metazoa; Chordata; Mammalia; Diprotodontia; Phalangeridae
Gene: CDC73
Product: cell division cycle 73
Exons: 17
Coding region: 264-1859 (531 amino acids)
Biological process (GO): transcription elongation by RNA polymerase II; positive regulation of transcription elongation by RNA polymerase II
Cellular component (GO): Cdc73/Paf1 complex
Molecular function (GO): RNA polymerase II complex binding
Source: RefSeq, a predicted model, not a curated record
GCUUGGGCAGCCGGCGACGGGGCCUUGCCCGAUAACGCGGGGUCCUCAGCUGCCUAGGUGUCUAGUGCCGUCGUCUUCGCGGGCGGCUGUUAGUACAGCUCUUGUUGGUGCGCUGUAGUGCUGUUGGCGGCCGCCGGCCGGGAGGAGCGGAGAGCCCAGAGGAGGGAGGCAGCCAAGGCGGCGGCGGAGGCUCGGAGGCCGUGGGGCCGGCGGAGCGGCGGCGGCCGAGGUAGCGGCGGCGGCCGAAGCGCAGGGGGCGGAAGAUGGCGGACGUGCUGAGCGUCCUGCGCCAGUACAACAUCCAGAAGAAGGAGAUCGUGGUGAAGGGGGAUGAGGUGAUCUUCGGCGAGUUCUCCUGGCCCAAGAACGUCAAGACCAACUAUGUGAUUUGGGGGACAGGGAAGGAAGGCCAACCCAGAGAGUACUAUACUUUGGAUUCUAUCUUGUUCCUGCUUAAUAAUGUACAUCUUUCUCAUCCUGUAUAUGUCCGGCGUGCAGCAACUGAAAACAUUCCUGUGGUUAGAAGACCUGACAGAAAAGAUUUACUAGCUUAUCUAAAUGGUGAAACGUCAACAUCUGCAAGUAUUGACAGAAGUGCACCCCUUGAAAUAGGCCUUCAACGAUCCACACAAGUAAAAAGAGCAGCAGAUGAGAUAUUAGCAGAAGCAAAGAAACCACGAAUUGAGGAUGAAGAGUGUGUGCGUCUUGAUAAGGAGCGAUUGGCUGCUCGCUUGGAGGGUCACAAAGAAGGGAUUGUACAGACAGAGCAAAUUAGAUCCUUAUCUGAGGCUAUGUCUGUGGAAAAAAUUGCUGCAAUCAAAGCUAAAAUUAUGGCCAAGAAAAGGUCUACUAUCAAGACUGAUCUAGAUGAUGACAUAACUGCACUUAAGCAAAGAAGUUUUGUUGAUGCUGAGGUAGAUGUGACCAGAGAUAUUGUGAGUCGAGAGAGAGUAUGGAGGACAAGAACUACUAUUCUGCAAAGCACAGGAAAGAAUUUUGCCAAGAAUAUUUUUGCAAUUCUUCAAUCUGUAAAAGCCAGGGAGGAAGGACGUGCACCUGAGCAGAGGCCUGCACCUAAUACAGCACCUGUGGAUCCCACAUUGCGGAAUAAGCCACCUAUUCCAGCUGCCUAUAAUAGAUACGAUCAGGAAAGAUUCAAAGGAAAAGAAGAAACGGAAGGCUUCAAAAUUGAUACAAUGGGCACCUACCAUGGAAUGACUCUAAAGUCUGUGACGGAGGGUGCAUCAGCUCGUAAGACUCAAACUCCAGCUGCACAGCCAGUACCAAGACCAGUUUCCCAAGCAAGACCACCUCCAAACCAGAAAAAAGGAUCUCGAACACCCAUUAUCAUUAUUCCAGCAGCUACCACCUCUUUAAUAACCAUGCUUAAUGCAAAAGACCUUCUCCAGGACCUAAAAUUUGUCCCAUCAGAUGAGAAGAAAAAGCAAGGCUGCCAACGAGAAAAUGAAACACUCAUUCAGAGACGAAAAGAUCAGAUGCAGCCCGGGGGUACUGCCAUAAGUGUAACGGUCCCCUAUAGAGUGGUAGAUCAGCCCCUUAAGCUUAUGCCUCAAGACUGGGAUCGUGUUGUGGCAGUUUUUGUGCAGGGUCCUGCCUGGCAGUUCAAAGGUUGGCCAUGGUUAUUACCUGAUGGAUCACCAGUUGACAUAUUUGCUAAAAUUAAAGCCUUUCAUCUAAAGUAUGAUGAAGUACGCCUAGAUCCAAAUGUACAGAAAUGGGAUGUCACAGUAUUAGAAUUAAGCUAUCACAAACGUCAUUUGGACAGACCAGUGUUUUUACGUUUUUGGGAAACCUUGGACAGGUACAUGGUGAAGCAUAAAUCCCAUUUGAGAUUCUGAAUUAUUUGGCUACCAUUUUCCCCCUAGAAAUUUGGAUUAAGAAGCAUGAAACUGCUCCAUUCUGGGGACUGAGGCUCUUGAUUAAUGAAUUGUCAAGAACUGUACAAAUGAAGGUCACAAAUGAAUCUUUUUUUUAUAAGACCUUAUUUGAUGCUUCAUGCUUUGACAGGCUGAUAUCUGUCAUUAUUAUAAGCAAAAGUUUUUUGCUUAUAACUAUUUUUUUAAUAAUAAUAAUAAUAUUAGCCUUCUAGUCUGUAAUGGAAAUUGUAUAUUUUGAUAGAAGUUUUCUCCAUUGGUUAAAUUAGCAUCACUUAAAAAGUUUUGUUCCUCCUUAGAAGAUAAAUACAGGUUACACAUGAGUGUGUGUGUGUGUGUGUGUGUGUGUGUGUGUGUGUAGAUGUAAUGAGGCUCUUAGCCACUUUGCUUCUGAUUUUCUGAUUUUUUUUCAUUGCUCCAUUGUUUUACUUUUUGAAAAUACUAUGUUGUGAAUGAUAUUAAAUUUUAGUCCUUAGAAUUUGAAAACCUAAGCAAAGUGAAAUGACUAUUUUGAGUGACUCAAAAUGUCAUCCUGUAUAUGUACUAUAUAUUCUGUUAGUAUUUGUUUAAAAAGGGAUAAUGAAAAAUCAAGAACCACCCUUUGGCUGUGGCUGAACUGUUCAAUCUAAGAAAUCUUUAUUAUGGAAACAUUUAAUGAAUGUUCAUUCUUCCCACUGACUUCAGUGAUGAAAACUUAGAAUGUUUAUAAUGGCAUAUACUGGACUACCUUUCUAAAUGGAAGUCUAAACCCACAGAUUAAAUAGGUUGUAAUACAUUUUAUUUUGAGAGCCAGAGUAUGAUUUUCAGAAUGGAAUAUUCAUUUAGUACAUCAGCCAUGUAGACAUAAAAUCCUUAACCUUCAUCAUUUUCAUUCUUUUUUUGUGGCAAAGAGAUUUUAAACCAUUUUUUCUUUACAUUUUGGUCUUGGAUUUCCUAUCCCAUGCUAUCCACUAAUAUUGAUGAAAUUUCCCAAGCACCAAAGAAUACAUUUAAUUAUUGAAAAUUGUGAACAUAACAGAAGUAAAAGAACACUGGCAUUUCUGUGUGUUCCCUCAAUAUCAUACAGAAUAGGUACAAAUCUUAUUUUUAAGUUUCUAGGAUAGGGCAUAUAGCAUUUUCCUCUUUUUCCACUUUAAAUAAAGACCAGAGUGUUGUGUCUAAAGUGUACAACAAAAUAAUUUUUCACCUGUGAUUUCCUCUUUUGUUAAUUAAAAGUAUUGGGAUUCUCUCAGAGUUUUCAUAAAUUGAGUAAUCUAUAAUCGUUCUGUUUUACAUCAUUUUCUCAAACCACCUCUUUUGGGUAGCAUGGCUUUUAAAAAAUGAAAUGCACUUUCAUCUGUGCUAAACAGGCAUUGCUUAGAGCUCAUGUUGAAAUUUAAAAGUAGUACGGAAUUGUAAACUUUUUUUAAUCACAAAAAUCCAUACCAGUAGUGAAGAGGAAAAAGGAUGCUUGCUCUGUGGAAGUCUCAAACUCUGUAGAAAAAGUUUUCUGGUUGAAUUUUGUAUUACGAGGUUUUUCUAUUUUUGAAAAAUUGGGACAAUCUCCUUUCCAUCCUCUAACCUUCCCCUCUCCAGCCCCCCAAAUACACUUUUGGGUUUUCCACAGCACAAUUUCUCAACAGUAUUGAUUUGUUUUCUGAGUCUUGAGGCAUAAUUAUGUAUUUUAUAAAAAUCUUGCCAAAAUAAAAUACUGUAGUCCUGGGUUGUAAACUGUAAUGGUAAAAUAACCAUUAGUUAUAUUUGUUAAGACUACUAUAUGUAGGCACCAACUACCUUUUCCAUAAAUAUUUUUGGUAUGUAUACCUAUGUGUGUUAUGAAUUUCAAUUUAUGCAGAUGUGGGAACAUACACUUUCAACAAGGUUUAUUUUCUCUUUAAUUUGCCUUACAUCUAUAUAUGCACAGACUCAAAUACUGUAAGGAACAGGAGACAAAAUAGAAAUACUCUGUACCUUGUGUGGACUUCCAUGCUUUUUGUUUUUAAAUUGGGUACCUGAUUUCAGUCCAGAGUAAUUAACUUUGGAUGGGAAGCAGACAUCAGGCAAUCACUAUUUAUUCACACAUAAAAAGUCAUUAUGAGUCUUACAGGAGCACACAGCACAGUGCCUUGCACAUAGUAAGUUCUCAGUAAGUAUUUGUUGCAUGAAUGAAUGAUGCACUUUUAGUGCUGCUUAUGUAUUACAAAAUUCUUUGACUAUACGACUUGGUAUUGGCGUGCAAAAACAUAGUUUACUAGAAAUGAAGAUGCAUAAGCAAAAAUUUUUUAAAAACUGAAUUAUGAAUUAAUAAACAUGACUAUAAGAUUUAGUUACUAUGAAUAGAGAUACUUUUCAGGCUCUAUAAAGGGAAAACUGGAUUUCAUUUGUGCAGGACACACUCCUGAAUUUGGUGCUUUUGACGAAUUUCAAAUGUCAAUUGACAUUGAAAACUGAAAACAUAAGUAUUAAAUAUUAUGUUUCUUGUUUUUUUCUAUUGGUUGCCCUUGGCCCUUGAUCAUUUGGUGGUGAUGUGGGCAAUGGUCUUUUCAGGGUCCCAUUAAUGACAAACUAAGAUGUCAAUACUUAUUUAAUGUAGAAGAAAGAAUUUUACUGUUUAAUAUUUAAACAAUAUUUAAUAUAUGUUACAUUUUAAUUAGUAUUAAAGCUUAUAGUUUGUUUCCCAUGUUUCCAUGUCAGAUGUUAACUUUAAAAGACAAGGCAAUGCUUCAUUAAUCCUGGAGGGGGUUGAGGGUAGGACUUGGGGAGCUGGUAGAAGAGGAAGAGGGAGUAUAUUUCUAAGAGAGAACUUCUCUUGAAUAUUUAAGGUGGAAAGAAGUAAAACCAUUUCUUAUCUGCCAUGCAGAAUAAAACAGAAGCACUUUGCUUUUGAAAAUAAAAGGGUCAUUUUUUAAUGGAUCUGUACACUAAAAAUUUAAUCAUUCAGUUAAGUAGGGUUAAUUAUCUAGUAGUCAAUUGCAGGAAAUAUUUUUCCUAAAUAAAAUUCUUUGUGACUCACAAGUGA